AAUAAACACACUCUUGUCUGAUAAUAUAAUUCAAAAAUUUUAAUAGAUAUUUUGUUAACUAGACAUUAUGGAAGGCAUAAAAGAGGAAGCUAUACAUCAUACAGCUCUCAAAUUAGCAGAAGAAAUAAAAAACCUAUCCAUAUAUAAAUCAUUUUACAGCGAUGUUCAGAAACUAGUUUCAUCUCCAAAUGUAAAAAAAGAAGAGUUUAAACAAACGUUACAGCAAGCUAUGAAAGAAAAGGGUUUAGAUACAAAACUUAGAAAUACAGUAUUUCAUUGGGUACGAACACAGAGCAAGCAAGGUAAAUUAGAUCCACUAACAUCUUUACUAAAGGCAAGUGCACAAUGGGAAAAAAGAAUUCAUAAAUCACUAAAUUCGAUGUGCUCAGACCUUGAGACUUCUUUAGCAAAAAUUAGACUACAAAGUGAGCAAGAAGAGUUGGCUGAUAAAUGGAAUGAACUUAGCACUUGUAAUUUAGAUUUAUCAAAAUAUAGGCCAGUUUAUGCACCAAAAGAUUUUUUGGAAGUAUUAUUAACCUUAUCUGGAUAUGUACCUUAUACCAGAGAAGACGAACCCAAGUGGGAGUUUGCGCAUUUACCCUUACAAGUUAAGACAUUAGAUCAAUUGCGGAAAGUAUAUUUAGAAUGGUCUAACGGCGAACCGUUGUUAGGCGUAAAUCCAGUUAUUCCCAGCACCGUACCAGGGUUUGCAACACUGGAGGCAGAACGUAUAGGCCUGGGCGAGAGAGUAGCAGCACUCGGAUACGCUCCCGUUAUACAAGAAUAUCUAAAGAGAGGUAGUCCGCAGUGUUUGCGCGCCAAACUUUGGUCACAAGUGCUGGGCGCUGAUGUAAAAUCACAACAAACAACAUAUUUUAAUCAAUUAAAGAAGAGUGUGUUGGAAGUAGACUUAAUGAUAGACAAAUUAAUAUUUAAAGAUGUGCAACUAACAGCAUCCAAUGAUGACCAGUAUUUUGUUUUUGAAGAUUUAUUGUAUCAGGUUAUGUUAUGUUUCUCAAGGGACUGUGAAGUGAUGCAACUUCUGAAGGGUAGUACUGGCAAUCCAUUGACUGUCACCAUCAAAGGGAAGCAGACAUCAGCGGAGAGCGUCACUGUGUUCCCGCCCAGCGGUAUCAUACCUUUCCACGGCUUCACCAUGUAUGCUACACCCUUCUGCUACCUGUAUGACGAUCCAGCUCAGCUGUAUUACACUUUUCGAGCAUUUUACAUACGGUAUUGGCAUCGUCUACAUUAUAUAUCCACACAUCCACAGGGUAUUGUUUCUUUGUGUCUGCUGUACGAGAGACUUCUAGAAGCGAACGAGCCUUUACUUUGGAUUCAUUUUAGAAAUAUUAACAUCAAUCCUAUCAGAGUGGUCUUCAAAUGGUUAAUGAGAGCGUUUAGCGGUCACCUACCUCCAGACCAGUUGCUGUUACUCUGGGACGCCAUCCUCGGCUACGAUUGUCUAGAAAUCCUACCACUGCUGGCUCUAGCGAUACUAAGCUUCAGGAAAGAGAAUAUUUUCCAAGUGAACACGCUACAGAAUGUAGAUGCGGUCCUAGCGGAUCUAUCCACUAUAUCUGUAAUACCUUUGUUACAGUUAGCGUUAAUGAAACCAUAGUUCGUCUCCACAGAUUUUCAGAUAACUAGCUGAUCCUCGCAACUUCGUCUGCAUGACAUUUAUCAUUAUAUUUCGCCAAAAUUACAUAAUAUAUUUUAAAUAAAAUAGCCUACUAGCUGUGUCCCCGAUUUCACCCGAGUGAAAUAUAUAGCCUACAUGUUAUUCUGAUAUAUAAGCUAUUUUGCUGUAAAGAUUCAUCAAAAUCCGUUCAGUAGUUUUUGCGUGAAAGAGUAACAAACAUCCAUCUAUACUCACAAACUUUCGCAUUUAUAAUAUUAAUAAUAAUUAUAAGACUAGCUGACCCUCGUAACUUCGUCAACUUCAUCACACUUACUUGACAUUAGAUUUCGAUCUAAUUACAUAAUCUUUUUCAAUUAUAGCCUAUGUGUUAUUCUGAUGUAUAAGCUAUAUUACUGUAAAGUUUCAUUAAAAUCUGUUCAGUAGUUUUUGCGUGAAAAAGUAAAAACAUCCAUCCAUACUCACAAACUUUCGCGUUAAACCAUUACACGGUCGAGGUAGAUCCUAGAUAAAAAGUAAUGUUGUUAAAGACAGGCACCACAGUUAGUAUUUUAGUGUAGAAGCCUGUUUGAUGUCAGUAAAUGGAUUUUGUAAUAUCAAGGCAAAUAGUUCAGUAGUAACACGCUAGUUUAUAACGGUUUCACACGCGUGAAAUUUAUAGGCUAUUUGUUAUUAUGAUGUGUAAACUAUAUUAUAGUAAAAGUACAUGAAAAUCCAUUUAGUAAGUUUGAGUUAAAGAAUAACAAACAUCCAUCCAUCCAGAAACACAAACUUUCGCGUGUAUAAUAUUAGUGAGAUUGGUUGAUUACUCGGAUGCUCUCUGUAUGUUAGGUCCGGUCUUGGUGCAGGUACUAAUUGAUAAAUAUGUUAUACCUACUUACCAAUAACUAUAAAUACUAAGCUACAAUAUGUAAAAUACCCCAAUAAUGUAAAUACCCCAAUAUUUUUUAUAUACUUGUUAUAUGAUCAAUAAAAUACUAAAACCAUCAUAAAGAAAUUAUAAAAUGUUAUCACGAACUUUGUCAGAGACAACUAUUAUUCAGACGUCCAUCUUUAUUUUUUCCAUAGACAAAUUAUAUUACUUUAUAUAAAUUUUACUCCAACUUUAUUAAUCGCCAUCUUAGUCAUAUAAAAUAAAUACAAUCUUGUUAUUUAAUCACAUUAUUAACUUUAUACAUUUAUAUUUUUAUAUAUUUAUACCUGUACAUAUGAAUAUAUAUAUUAAAUAUCUUCAUAAAUAAGUUGAAAAAGUGCGCCAUAUUGGUCCGACCGGUGAAUUUUUGCAAACAUCAUUUCACAUUAGGGCAAAUGGAUAUAACUCGCCCAGUAGAAAUACAGCAGUUAUGCAGAUAUAAUUGCAUAUACAACGGAUAUUUUUAUUGC
Molecule: messenger RNA, 3022 nt
Organism: Achroia grisella
Lineage: Eukaryota; Metazoa; Arthropoda; Insecta; Lepidoptera; Pyralidae
Product: TBC1 domain family member 19
Exons: 11
Coding region: 68-1621 (517 amino acids)
Source: RefSeq, a predicted model, not a curated record